Molecule: messenger RNA, 2116 nt
Organism: Leptomonas pyrrhocoris
Lineage: Eukaryota; Euglenozoa; Kinetoplastea; Trypanosomatida; Trypanosomatidae
Product: putative phosphotransferase
Exons: 1
Coding region: 227-2116 (629 amino acids)
Biological process (GO): exonucleolytic trimming to generate mature 3'-end of 5.8S rRNA from tricistronic rRNA transcript (SSU-rRNA, 5.8S rRNA, LSU-rRNA)
Molecular function (GO): 3'-5'-RNA exonuclease activity; nucleic acid binding; transferase activity
Source: RefSeq, a predicted model, not a curated record
AGUCGCUGCUCUUGUACGUCUCCGGUGCACGAUCGUGGGUGUACACGCCUCCGUCUUCAAGCCAGUUUUGCGUUGUCGUUGCAUGCGAGUCGCCGGUGCGCGCUGCGUCUUUGUGCUCUCUCGCGCCCUCUCCACCCCCGCGUUGCUCUCACGCAGACCUUCACCGUCCUCGCUGUUAAAAGGCAAAGAAGAAGCCAGUCUCUCUGAUUCACACGCUCCGCGACAAAUGGACGGCCUUCGCCCUCAACAGCACGGUCGACCGCACGCAAAGCGCAGUACCGCACACCCCGCAGGACCCUGCGAAAGCGGCGGGGGAGCCGGGCUGCCCAGUGCCCCCGGUGCGCAACUGGAUGCAGAGCUGGUUCGUCAAACCCUUGCCACGGGGCCCCUCUCACCACCGCAGCAGCCACAACAGCGGCCGUCGUCGGGACAUAACAGAAACGUGAAAGCGACACAAGGACGAAGUGAAGCGAGCGCGGCCGUCGCGACCACCGCCACCGCCGCCGCCUCGUCAUCCAUUGCGCCGCAGCCCUUCGAUGUGUACGUGGUGCUCGACUUCGAGGCGACCUGCGAGGAAAACAGGCGCCUCGCCGACCCGGAGGUGAUCGAGUUUCCCUUCGUCCUCGUGGACGCCCGCACGGCGCGGCCGGUGGCGGAGUUUCAGCGCUACGUCAAGCCCGUGAGGCACCCAACGUUGUCCGCCUUCUGCACCGAGCUGACCGGCAUCACGCAGGACACGGUGGACGGCCGGCCCACGUUUCCGGCGGUCUAUCGAGAGGCGCUAGACUUUAUCGCACGUGCCGGUCUCGGCGAUGCCCCUCCGUGGCGCAGCUACUGCGUGGUGACCUGCGGCGACUGGGAUCUGAAGGUGAUGCUGCCGGCGCAGAUGGCUGUCAGCGGGCAGCAGGGCGUACCCGCAUCGUUCCAGCGAUGGUGCAACCUGAAGAAGCUGAUGGGACAGCUGAACCUUGCACCGUCUUCUGGUGGUGGUGGUCGCAAGAAUGGCGGUGCGCCGUCUGGUAUGCCGGAGAUGCUGCGCCUGCUGGGACUUCCACUGCAGGGCCGCCACCACAGCGGCAUCGACGACUGCCGCAACAUUGCGUCGGUGUUGUGUGAAUUGCUGAAGCGCGGCUACGUGGUCGACGCUACCUAUGACCCGGCGCGGUCGUCGUCGCCCUCCGCGCAACCAACUCGUUGGCACGCCCCGCUGCAACAGACAGACGCUGCGCAGUUGCCGGCCCUCGAGUCGCUGGUGAGCAGCCUCGCCGAUGGCCCGGAUUCCACCGGACGACGAGCCACCGACACACCGCCGCGUACGCAAACACGCAAGGAGAAGAAGCCUGUGCCGUCGACGCCCACCGUUGGCGCUGCCCCUCCUCCGCCUCGCCGGACGGUCCACAUUGACACAGGUAGAAACGCCGUCGAAGAGCUCUUGCGCAGUGCCGCCCCUUCCACCAGCGCAUCUAGUACGUUUUCCCCGCAGGAGCAGAAAACCAUCUCGAAGUUCCUCUCCACCCUGCUGCGGCACAAAGCGGAUCAGUGGAGGGUGCCCAUUACCGCAAACGGCUACGUGCUGGUGGCGGACGCGUUGCGGCAGCCGCAGGUCGCACAGAGGCAUCUGACGCCUCAAGACAUCGCGUUGUUGGUGCGCGACUCCGACAAGCAGCGCUUCCGCCUUGCCUUUGGCGCGGAGGACGGUCGGCUGUACAUCGCUGCCGCGCAGGGACACAGCAUGGAUGGCGUAGAGCCGGAGCUGCGUGUGCUGACCAACCCGGACGAAGUGCCCGUGGCGGUGCACGGCACCUACUGGGCUGCGUGGCAUCUCAUUGAAGGGUGUGGCUACAUGAGCACCAUGACGCGACAGCACAUUCACUUUGCGAAAGGCCUCAUGCACGACGGGGAGGUGAUCAGUGGGAUGCGCAAGGAUGUGCAGAUUUUCAUCUACCUUGACGUGCCCGCCGUGUUGGCCGACGGCGUCCCGCUGUUCGAGAGCUCCAACGGUGUCAUCCUCACACCUGGCGUGGGCGACACCCGACAGCUGCCGCUGAAGUACGUGGCGAAGGUGGUGGAUCGUAAAUCAGGGCGGACAGUUUACCCAAUCGAUGCACCACGGUGA